Molecule: messenger RNA, 2436 nt
Organism: Passer montanus (Eurasian tree sparrow)
Lineage: Eukaryota; Metazoa; Chordata; Aves; Passeriformes; Passeridae
Gene: WNT1
Product: Wnt family member 1
Exons: 4
Coding region: 61-1170 (369 amino acids)
Biological process (GO): neuron differentiation; multicellular organism development; canonical Wnt signaling pathway
Cellular component (GO): extracellular region
Molecular function (GO): cytokine activity; frizzled binding
Source: RefSeq, a predicted model, not a curated record
CAUAAAUACCGGGACGGCCGCUCGCCCGCGCACUCUGCCGGGGCUCCCGGGGCCGGAGCCAUGCGCGCCGCCGCGCUGGGGCUGGCGCUCCGGGCACUCUGGGCUCUGGCCCUCUCCUCCCUCUCCAACACGCUGGCAGUGAACAACAGCGGGCGGUGGUGGGGCAUCAUCAACGUGGCCUCGUCCACCAACCUGCUGACAGACUCCAAGAACGUGCAGCUGGUGCUGGACCCCAGCCUGCAGCUGCUGAGCCGAAAGCAGCGCAAGCUGAUCCGGCAGAACCCCGGCAUCCUGCACAGCGUCAGCUCCGGCCUCCAGACUGCCAUCAAGGAGUGCAAGUGGCAGUUCCGCAACCGCCGCUGGAACUGUCCCACCUCCCAGGGCCCCAACAUCUUCGGCAAAAUCGUCAACCGGGGCUGCCGGGAGACAGCGUUCAUCUUUGCCAUCACCAGUGCCGGUGUCACGCACUCGGUGGCCCGGUCGUGCUCGGAGGGGUCCAUCGAGUCCUGCACCUGUGACUACCGGCGCCGUGGCCCUGGGGGCCCUGACUGGCACUGGGGGGGCUGCAGUGACAACAUCGACUUCGGUCGCCUCUUUGGGAGGGAGUUUGUGGACUCCAGUGAGAAGGGCCGGGACCUGCGUUUCCUCAUGAACCUGCACAACAACGAGGCCGGGCGCAUGACGGUCUUCUCGGAGAUGCGCCAGGAGUGCAAGUGCCACGGCAUGUCGGGCUCCUGCACUGUCCGCACCUGCUGGAUGCGCCUGCCCACCUUCCGUGCCGUGGGCGACGUCCUGAAGGAUCGCUUUGACGGCGCUUCCCGCGUCAUCUACGGCAACAAGGGCAGCAACCGGGCGUCGCGGGUGGAGCUGCAUCACCUGGAGCCCGAGAACCCGGCCCACAAGCCCCCCUCGCCCCACGACCUCGUCUACUUCGAGAAAUCCCCCAAUUUCUGCACCUACAGCGGGAAGAUGGGCACGGCGGGCACGGCCGGGAGGUUCUGCAACAGCUCCUCGCCGGGGCUGGACGGCUGCGAGCUGCUGUGCUGCGGGCGCGGGUACCGCACGCGCACCCAGCGCGUCACCGAGCGCUGCAACUGCACCUUCCACUGGUGCUGCCACGUCAGCUGCCUCAACUGCACCAACACCCAGGUGCUGCACGAGUGCCUGUGAGCUGCACCCCGGGACCACCCUGCCCAGCCCCGGAGGGGGUCUGCGCCACACGCCCCCCAUGACGGGUGCCCGGCUGGAUUGAAGGCACCUAUGGGUGGGGGGGUGGAUGUGUCCUAGGGACCCCCAUCCUGCCGUGGGUGGGCUCAGUGCCAAGCACCUUCCCGGCCACUCCCCGGCUCCACGGGGUCACUUCUUGCUGUAAAUAAAAUAUUUAUUGUGGACGGUUUGGUGCUGCCGCCCCCACCCUGCUUCGCUGGCCCCAGGCCCUGUUUUUUAUAAUUAAAGAUAAUAAUAAUUAAUAAUAAUUAAUAAUAAUAAUGAUGCUUUGUUACAGGUGUCAUUGAUAGCCUUUAGAGAAGAAUAAAGAAUAUAUUUUUAUCAGUCCUGCCCUGAUUUUUGUCUGGGGGGGCUGGGGGAAGGAGGGGAUGAGCUGUUGGGGGGACACCAAUGUACCCCAAACUGUGCUGUCCACAUCCAUCUGUCCAUCCAUCACUUCUCCAUCCCCUCACCUCCCCAUUCCACAUCCAUCAGCCUCUCCGGCUGCUCUCUGUCCAUCUUCCUCCUCCUUCACUCCGCUCUCUGCCAUCCCCUCCCCGCAGACCCCCUUCCUCCUCCCGCUGUGCCCGUCUCCAUCGCAGCCAUUCCUGCCGCCGCUCCCGGCCGGGACGUCCAUCCCCACGGCUGCGGCGCCCAUCACCAUGGCACCUUGACUGCAGCAUCUCCGAUGCUGGAAUUUGCCGGGGCGGUCGGGCUGGUGCCGCCGAGGCCGGGAGUUGGGAGCGGCCCCGGGAGGUACAAGACGACAGACAGGGAAUGAGCAUCGUCCAUCACCGCUACCGGCCGGGGCUGACGGCUCCCCUCGGCUCCGGGGGAAAAGCAGGGCCGGGGGAGGGCACCGGGGUUACCGGGGCAGGGGCCAGAGGGGGCAGAGGUGGCCACUGGCCCCACAAACAGCCCUACAUCCGUGCGUGACCACAAGAGAAAUGUUGUGGCAAAGAGGGGGUGCAGCUCCGUGGUUGGCAGGUGUUCUGCUGGCAUGGAAAUCCUCCUGGGAUGGGCAUCUCUCUGGGACAGGCUUUCCUCGGGAUGGGUAUCCCUCUGGAAUGGGCAUCCCGUCACAAUGGGCAUCCUCUUGGGACAGUCCUCCCCACCGGGAUGGGAAUUCAGCAUGCAGGACAUGCCCUGAGAUGGGUUUUUCCCUGGGAUAAGCACCCCAAAGGGGUGGGCAUAUCCCCAGAAGGGGCAUCCUUGGGAAGGGAAUCCUUC